AUGGUUGCCGUCUCAACUGCCUCUAGCCUUUUUGUAGCCAUCGUUCCCACGAAGGUUGUCGUCAACAUCAAAAACACCCGUUUAGCAAGUUCCAGCCAACAUCAAUACCACAUGCAGGAAACAAAAAAAAUCGAGGAGCUAGAGAGGCGACUUCGUGAGGCGGAAGAACGCAUUGCAAGCGAAAAGCAACGCGCCGAAAAGGAACAGCAACGCGCCGAAAAGGAACAGCAACGUGCCGAAGAAGCAGAACGAGAGCGUCAACAAGAGCGAGAUCGUGCCGAGAAGGAGCAGCAACGCGCCGAGAAGGAGCAGCAACGCGCCGAAGAAGCAGAGGAACAGACCCGACCGACCACAUUCGACGAGUACAUCGCUGCUUGUCAUCGCCAUGUCUUUUCCCAGUUCACGGUGGAAAGAGACCGCAGGCUUACGUCAAGGGGGAGCGUUUUCGAUACUCUCUACGAAUGUCUGCCCGUCGACAUUCGUGUCUUCGAGAGCCAAAACUUCCUAGCCGGUCUAGGAAGGAGAGUGGCGCAGCGAUCGAUAGCAGAUGAGAAGACGCUGGAAUACUUCAUGCAUAAUAGUGUCGAAGAUCCUGUCAGAGUCAUCAUGGAGCAACUCAGGCAGAUUGACGAGGUGUGCGACGCAUUCGACAUGGGAAACGGGAUCGUCUUCGAGAACCACCCUCACGCCAUCAGCGACGUCGCCGAGGAAGUAGUCGCCCGGGAGAACCCGUCAACACCGCCGCAAGCACCAGACCACCGACGAGAUCUUCAUCAGCUACGGCCCGACCAAAUCUGCAUUUAUCGGUCAGGUGAUGACCCAUCCCCGGAGAAGCGGACGAUGAUCUACGUGUCCGAGUAUAAGGCACCCCAUAAGCUCACAGCUCCGCACCUCCGCGCCGGACUACGGCCGAUGAAUAUCUACAAGGAAGUCGUCAAUCGGAAGACGAUCCCGCCAUCUGUGGACCCGGACGGCCGUUUUGAAUAUCACGCCGAGAGACUGACGGCGUCUGCCCUCACACAAACGUAUCACUACAUGAUCGAAGGCGGUCUCGAGUACGGGUUGCUGACAACUGGCGAGGCGACCGUCUUUCUCAAGGUGGACUGGGCCGAGCCUGAGACGUUGUAUUAUCACCUGGCAGAGCCCGGGCCGGAGGUGUUGGCUCAUCCAGAGCAUAUGCAGUCUAGCUCCGCGGUGGGGCAGUAUCUCACGUUCAGCCUGAUGGCGCUAGGUAGACCGGGCGGACGGGUGGAACAUGGGCAGGAUGAGCGUGAUCGGGCGACGGCGAAUCUCAACAGGGGAGGAGACGCCGUCGAGGUAGAAGAGGCGACGAGCGCGACACAAUUGCGACUAGACGAGAUCAGUCGGAAUCAUCGGACGACGAGUCGGGAUAUCGGCCUCCGGAUACGCCGAGCCCCUCUGAGCGGCAAGGAGGACGUGGACAACGCGGACAACGUGGACGAGGCGAUGCAAAUGUGCCUCGACGAAGUCAACGAAUCCUGGCACGCCGACCCCGCCAAGGGACUGAUGAGGAAGUGGAACGGCGGUACUGCACCCAAGCAUGCCUCCUUGGACUGGUUCGGGGAGGUACCCUCGAUCCUCGAUGUCCCAACGCGGGGUGUCAUGGCGGCCCUCGAGGAUGCACUCGCGCACCACAUCCGAUCAGUCAUUCUACAUGGCUGCAACUUUUGA
This is a messenger RNA of Hirsutella rhossiliensis, 1692 nucleotides long. Its product is annotated as metalloprotease-like protein. The transcript is spliced from 3 exons. Bases 1 to 1692 code for a protein of 563 amino acids. The record is from RefSeq and is a predicted model, not a curated record. Lineage: Eukaryota; Fungi; Ascomycota; Sordariomycetes; Hypocreales; Ophiocordycipitaceae.